CGGUUCAGACAUGCGGCAGCACCAUCCUGCCCCCUGAGAGCUACCAAGCUUUGCGUAGCUGUGAGUAUGAGGAGAUUGCUCAGCUUAUAGUUCAACGUCGUUCCAUCAUUUCCAUCCUCCCUCCUGUGAAUAUCCAAUCCUUCCACAGCUUCUCAACGCGUCAAAUCUUGACAAAAUUAUCUGUCGCGUCGCGUAGACUUGAAAUCAACCUCCAUAUCGCGACACAAGCCUCCGGCUUCGAGUAACUGCCGUUUAUCUCCAACGCGCCAAUCGUUGCGCCCAAUUCGUCCACCCGACUACACACCUCACAAUCCCCCGAAUUACAUCGCAAGAUGCCUCCCGAGUUACGAAAGCGCAAGGCGCCUGCUGCUGAACCUGCUGCAGCUCCUCCUGCCAAAAAGAAGGGUCCUGUCGCAAAGGCCGUCGCAAAAGUCAAGGAAGUUAUCGCGCCAAAGACCACCAAGACUGCUGCAGCUAAGACCAAUGGAGAUGCAAGCCAGAAGGUCGCUGUUGGAGAGACGAUCGAUCUUGAAGGCUUUGGGGGUGAGAUCGAGACCAAUGAUGGUGUUAAGACAACAUUGAAGAAAUUGGUGGAUGAGAGCCAGAGUGGGGUUGUUUUGUUCACCUAUCCCAAGGCGAGCACACCAGGCUGCACGAACCAAGCAUGCAUGUUCCGUGACCAAUAUACUCCCCUCACUGCUACCGGAUUUUCCAUCUAUGGAUUGUCCAAAGACUCUCCCAAGGCCAAUACUACCUUCAAGACAAAGCAGAAUCUGCCAUAUCCUCUGCUCUGCGAUACUAGCGCUACCCUCAUCUCUGCAAUUGGCUUGAAGAAGGCUCCUGCUAAUACCACAAGAGGUGUAUUUGUCAUUGAUAAGUCAGGAAAGGUUCUUGCUGCUGAACCAGGUUCUCCAGCCGGAACUGUUGAAGUUGUCAAGAAGCUCGUUGAAGGAGGAGAAGCCACUACCGCAGCACCAGUUACUGAGGCUGUCGAAGAGCCAAAGACCGAGACAACCAAUGGUGUCAACGGCACGAACGGUCUUACCAAGGAGGAUACCGAUAAGGCCGAAGUUGCUGCUGAAGUUGCUGACACUGCCGAGAAGCUUGAUAGCAACGAUGCCAAGCCUGUCGUAGCUUAACGACAAUCGGACCAGUGCUCAAUAUGCGUGUGGGUUUUUCUACUUUCCAUGUUACUUGAGCAAAAAUGGGACAUGGAGAAUGGAAAAGCGUUGGAACUGAAUCUGGGUUUUUAUGGUUGUUGGCUCUUUUUUCUCCGCUGUUCUUAAUAGUGAAGCAAAUUAUGGGGCGAUGCAAUCAGGAAAGCGUGUACACAAAUUACAUACUUUGUCUAAUCUGCUGUUCAUCUCAUGAAUGUGAUUGUAACCGUAUUGGAGAGAUGGAUAC
Mollisia scopiformis is the source of this 1404-nucleotide messenger RNA. Its product is annotated as AhpC-TSA-domain-containing protein. Lineage: Eukaryota; Fungi; Ascomycota; Leotiomycetes; Helotiales; Mollisiaceae. Gene Ontology annotation, molecular function: thioredoxin peroxidase activity. The record is from RefSeq and is a predicted model, not a curated record. Gene Ontology annotation, cellular component: cytoplasm. The transcript is spliced from 3 exons. The coding region runs from base 333 to 1139 and encodes 268 amino acids. Gene Ontology annotation, biological process: cell redox homeostasis; cellular response to oxidative stress.